AUGCAUCUCAGACGAUUGAGAAGAGAUGACUUGCCCGCUCUGGCUGAUCUCGGAACUGAAGCAUUCCGUGAUGAUGAUUUACAAACAAUACUAUUUCCUCCCGAAGCUGUUGCAAAUGGCUCCCUCCGUCGAAGUAUCAAUUUACGCAUUAGAAAACGUCUUGUUGAAGCCGGCACACAUUGUUAUGUCUCGAUGAGCGAUGAAAAUGAUGAGUUUUGGUCUGGAGAAUCUGAGUUGCUUGGAUACGCUUUUUGGACAAGAGUGGGAAAGAGCGAAGCAGCGAAGAAGUGGCAAACUGAUACUUUAUUUUCGAAAUUGGAAAGAACAUUGAUAGGAGCGGAAAUGUGGUAUUCUGAAUACUUCCUUGAUCGCGACCGGCCUUGGGAUAAGAUCCAUUACAUGAGGAAUCUAUCGGUUGAUCAUUUUGGCUCGAUUCCAGAGUAUUUGGAGUUAGCUGCAUUAGCAGUACAUCCCAGAUUUCAUCGUCGUGGUGUUGGUGGAAUGAUGCUCAAAUAUGGAAUUGAUUUGGCUCAAAAAGAACAAGUUCCCCUUGUGCUAGAAGCCUCUCGUGCUGGAACUCUGCUAUAUACGAAAAAUGGUUUCAGAGAAACUGGAAGAACUGAAAUGUUUCCUGAAGUGACAGUGAUUGCUAUGCAAUUGGACCCAAAAGUUUGA
Messenger RNA from Botrytis deweyae, 675 nucleotides. RefSeq lists its product as uncharacterized. The record is from RefSeq and is a predicted model, not a curated record. Bases 1 to 675 code for a protein of 224 amino acids. The transcript is spliced from 2 exons. Lineage: Eukaryota; Fungi; Ascomycota; Leotiomycetes; Helotiales; Sclerotiniaceae. Gene Ontology annotation, molecular function: acyltransferase activity, transferring groups other than amino-acyl groups.